UUCAAAUACAGACGUGUUUACGUGGUAAGUGCUUAAGUAAUACUAGAUUUCGUCAUUGGCCGAGAUACGUUAUGUUUUAUACGAAGAGUGGAGAAUACGUUUGUUUCACCGAGUUUGGACAGUAACCUUUCCAGAGUCAUCAUUGUCAUUGUGGACUUCUAACGGACUCUCAUCGGUAUUUUCCUGCACAUUUAAGAACAGAGAGGGGGGCUAAUACCACGACAUCACUCUGAAGAAUAAAAACCAAAGUACCAUUAACAGCUACUGGUAUGUCCAGGCAGGGGAUAUGGAAACUCUUGGCGUUUUUCGUAGUCGUUUUGCUGGUGGGACUUUCCGUCCUCUGGAUGCGUGAAGAGAAAGAAAUGGGCAUCCUUAGAUCUAUAUUGAGAAAUGGCGCCGCCAAUAACAAUUGGUUCAAUGGGAAAUUGGCGAGAGAGAAACUCCACCUUAAAAAAGCAUCAACCAUAAAACCUACUCCACUGAAAACGUUCUACAAUCUAGCAGACGACAUUGACUAUUCAAGAGAAGCCGCUCCGAGACUGUCGGCGGAUGGGGCAAUAUCUGAUAAGAUUGAGCUGGACUAUUUCAGAUAUCUUCAAAACUUACAGUUCGACUGCCGACAUCGGAUUAGAGCAGGAACCGGGGAAACAGGAGACGGCGGCUGGGAGAUGUGCCUUGACCCGCCAUACAAUAUGAAACCGGGGAAAUGUUUAGUCUACUCCUUUGGCAUCAGUACUAACUGGUCUUUUGACGACUAUAUGGACAAGACCAGAAAUUGUACAGUGCACUGUUUUGAUCCAAGUAUAGGAAAAAAGGACUUUAAGCGUUCCCCAAACAUAUAUUUCCACAAUCUGGGUAUAUCUGGACGCAACGAAACCAAUGGUAAGAAGUGGCAACUUUACACACUGGGAUCAAUUAAGCGACUUCUAGGACACGAAAACGUGACACUGGACUACCUGAAAAUGGACGUUGAAUGGAGCGAAUGGCCAAGUUUACAGGCAAUGUACCGCGAGGGUGUGUUAUCCCAAGUCAAACAAUUUGCUUCAGAGUUCCAUGGCAUCCCUAAAAAACAGGCAGAUGUCGAUAUUAUCAACAGACUGUACGAGCUCGGGUUUAGGAUAUUCUACACCAAAAGGAACUUCUAUAAUCGAGCAACCUCUCGGCUAACACAGCGUACUAUUUAUAGGUGCAUGGAGGUGCAUUUUGUUAAUAUCAACUUUCUGAAGCAGGACGUGUAAAGCGGACAACGCCACUGAUUCAUUAACACUGCACAGGUCGCGAACAGCUGCUUUCCGCUUGAUGCGUGUUCGGAGCAAUUUUUAAUACAUUCUAGGUAUUUCAAUAUUAAUGUUUGGGGUUAUAUCAAAUUUUGACAGUUAUAUUAUAUCAAAAAAAAAAGGACAAUCCCUAAGGAAUUACAACGAAAAGGGCCCAAUGAGAGGAAAAAAUAUCCGAGGCGAAACUUUACAUAAAAAGGCACUUCAAAUGAUGGCCCGGAUUUUCAUACAGAAGAAAUGUUACGAGAAGCUCACCUGCCCGCUUAGCUUUGUCUUGUCUGGCUACGUUAUAACCCAACGUGCAUGCACUGUGCACUGGGAUAGGGGCGACAACCCUGCCGUGUAUUGGGGAGCAAAUACAGUGUAAAUACGCUUCAAAUACAGUGCGAAUACGUUAUAAGAGGUUACUUGAAGCAAUUGCUGUAAAUUAUCUCACGAUAAAUAAAUGGUCAAUGAUGGGGUAUAUAAAUAGAUAGGUAAAUAAAUAAGAAAUGCAAGUUCACCAAAAUGGAUACAGUGGUAUAUGCUCGUUUGAUAUAUAUAAAUACAUGUUACUGUUUUUUUCUGUAGAUCAUGUGCAAUGGGCUACUCAAGAAGAGAGACAAUACAUGUACAUACAUGUACCUAUGCCUAUGUCAAAUACGACUGUAACAAUUAGACAGCCAAAAUACCCACUUCCCACUCAUAAAUUUUUCAGGCCCAAAUACGUUAGAAAGUGAAAAAAGAAUAAAAAUCAGCAACGUCUGCUGCUUUAAACACAAUUUCCAAAGACUUGUUCCCAAAGAAAAAAGUACGCCUGUGGUUUAUUUUCCAGUCAAACUUCGGUGUCCUUGGGAUUGUUUCAUAUUAAGAGAUCGAAAAUCGCUGUUGUUUCUGCUAGACACAGCCCCUUUUUGUGGUUUACGUGGUUUUCAAACAUUCAUAUGGAAUCGUAUGGAUUUAUUAUAUGUGUGUUGUUAUUGUUGAGGUGCUUUAUACGUUUCAAUUUUUAUUAGAUUCGCCACAGUAAAUAUUUCUGCUCUUAGAUCAACCUUAAGGCUGCAGACGGGGGAGGGGGUGGCAAGAAUAUCUUCCUAACUCACCAGCUUUUCAUUUCAUAUCCUCAUUUUAUUAAAAAAUUGUUACGUGAAGAGAUAUAACGCUUUCCUGAGCCUGUACUUUAUACGCUAAAAACUAAAACUCUGCGGGAAAUGCACAUGAAAUGCACAUGUGCAGACAACAUGAUCCGAAAACACCCUUAAACAUAAACAGAAAUGUGUCUCAAAUUCUUGAUAUGUGUUUAAUUUCCGAAAAUAUCCCAAUUUACAAAAUAAUCACUACAACUAUAGCACCUACCAUGAUUAAAACACUAGUUUGAAAACGAAGCAGGUACAAGUGUAUUAUGAAAUCCCAGAUACAUUCCUUCAGAUGCUUCCAUGCGCUUUGCCUCCGUUUCUUGUGAAUUAACUUUGUUUAAAAAAUGCUUCAGACAAAGCUUAAAUCUACUGAAUAAAUUAUUUUGAGGUUCUAGUUAGUUUUGACACUGGUAAUAAAACUUAAUCUGAGAAAAAAAUUAUCAAGCGCUGCAUCUCUGUACGUAAUUAAAGUAGAUCGGAUUUGAUUCAGAGCUGAAUAUUCCAGGCCAAAAGAUUGCUUCUGUCUACGCUCCUGUCAGUUCAGAGUUAAUAAUAUAAGAGUUAUAUAAAACCCGUGCACAAAUAUGGAUUCUUAAAAUUAAAUCUGAGGAAAAAACACUUUUACACAUAAAAAGGCAUAACUUCACCAAAACUUAACCGAUCAAGCUUAUUUUCGAACUUAAUCUGUAUAAUAGUAAGACUGAUCACCCCUGUGAAUUUCAAGACAAUUAGCCAAUCGAUUUUCCUUGAAAUGUGUUAUCAUUGUUGCAUAU
Messenger RNA from Lingula anatina, 3165 nucleotides. Its product is annotated as putative methyltransferase-like protein 24. The record is from RefSeq and is a predicted model, not a curated record. NCBI's taxonomy places the organism in Eukaryota, Metazoa, Brachiopoda, Lingulata, Lingulida, Lingulidae.